This is a messenger RNA of Erigeron canadensis, 630 nucleotides long. RefSeq lists its product as uncharacterized. The record is from RefSeq and is a predicted model, not a curated record. The coding region runs from base 1 to 630 and encodes 209 amino acids. NCBI's taxonomy places the organism in Eukaryota, Viridiplantae, Streptophyta, Magnoliopsida, Asterales, Asteraceae. The transcript is spliced from 4 exons.
AUGGGGAUUGCGGAGAAUUUGUGUGUUAAAGUAGGCCAUAUUGGUUUUUUGGCCGAUUUUUUUAUUCUUGAGAUGGAAGAGGAUGCCAAGUUUCCUCGUAUUUUAGGCCGACCCUUCUUGUAUACGGCCGAUGCCAUCAUUCGUGUUAAGGAUAAGAUUAUUUCAUUAGAAGACGAAGCUUUGGAAAUGGAAUUGAUGAGUUUCUUGGACACGGAUGAAGGGGAAGCUUUGCUUUCUUGUAGUGAAGAGGAGAAAGUGAUGGUUGCGGACAUGGAUAAGAAAGGGGUUGAAAAUUUGGCGACCGAUCAUUUGAGUAGCUUAGAAGAUCCUUACCGUGAGGAACCUAAGGGGGAUGAUAUUGAUGAUGCAUUCCCGGAUGAGUCUUUAAUGAAUGGAAUGAUUAGAAGAUGUGUUGUGGGUGGAGAAACUCGUUUGAUUUUGGAUGGAUGUCACCGAGGGCCAACCGGUGGUCAUUAUGGACCAACCGUUGCUAGUAAGAAAGUGUUUGAUGCAGGUUUUUAUUGGCCAACAAUUUUCAAGGAAGCUCAAACUUUGGUGGAUGCUUGUGAUGCGUGUCAACGUCAAGGGAACAUCACAAGGAGAGAUGAGAUGCCUCAAAACUUUAUCUAG